ACCAUCUUCUUCCUCACAGAAAAUCAAUGCCCCCGGAAUAAAAAAUUUAAUUUAACUAUUCUCAGCACAUUCUCUUAUGCAGCUAGGUUCUUUAAUGGAGGUCGUCACUCUCCCAAAACCCUAGAAAAUUGGAAAAAAUUAAAGGAAGAAAAACAACGAUUAAAAGUUCAGCUCUUUGGAGUUUCCAACAAAGUUCAUUCCUGGUUAUUUAUUUUCAUCAAGACUCUUCUUUUAUUACUCAAAUUUCAGCCCCAUUUUUAUCGAAUUUGGAUACCCAUAUUCCUCAAAAUCAUAUUUCGGUCGCUGUUCUGCAUUUUUUUUUUUUUUUUUUUUAAAAUAUAUAUUUAGAGCUUGUAUCUUUUAAUAAGAUUAGGAAAGGCGUUAUUUUUUGUUCAGAAGGAUCACAUUAUUUAUUUGUUUGGGCGAGGGGCCGGCGGGGGGGGGGGGGGUUCUUUUUAUAUUUUUUUACUAGUGUUGCAAAUUAGUGAUUAAUGUAAAGGUAUUUUAUUUUGGGGUUGGGAAUCUAUUGUUGUUUAAUGGAGAGCAGUGAAGGAGGGGAUGAUCAAGAAGGCUCUGGAUGGAUGCAAGUUAAAAAGAAGCACAGGCACAGUUCAAAGUUUUCACUACAUGGUUGGGUUGGAGGAUCAUCUCAAGGAACUGCUUCUUGCAAUCCAGAAAAUCGGUCUUCAUUGAGUGUAAAAAGUGAAAAUUUUAAAUCUGCCAUUCAGCAUUCAAAAGGAAGUGGACGUUGUAUUAGGCAUGAUGAUGUUACUUCAAUUCCGAAGGAAGAUGCAGUGAUUGUGCACGAUAAAUGUGUGGUCAGUCACAGUAGUAAUUCUGUUAGUUUAGGUUUUCCAACAGAUUCCAAUCAAGGAGUCAGUCAGGAACAUCCUCAAAUAAUUAACCAUGACAUAAUACCAAAUAUCAAGUGGGGUGACUUGGAUGAUCGAGCUCUAACAUCUCAUUUUGGAAGUACUGUCCAAGCAGAAAUUAAGUUCGGUGACAUUCUAAAUCAUGAUCUGCUUAGUACAAAAGCUGAUCAAACAAGUGAUUCCUUUGUACACACUUCUCCAACUGAUCUAGAGAAAAAUAGAUUGGUUACUGAGGAAAGCCAUCAAGUUGUCAGCUCGAAUCCUUUGUCUCCCAAGAUUGAAGCUGUUGAAAAAACUUGUGUGAAGUUGAAGGAUUUAUCUUCAGAAGAUGUUAAUGCUUCUGCUGUUUCUCCUCUUUCUGGAGGGCAAUGUGGACAUACCCAGCUUGAAAAAGGUGACACUUGCAACAGUCCUGGCGAAAAGCUUAACAUUGCUGCCAGAGAAGGGCCUCGUGGGGUAACUGUGCACAGUGUCGAAUCUGAAGAAGCUUGCACAGAAAUCCCUGAAGUGCCUAGUGUUGAUCAGGAUAUAAAAACAGUGGUCGCUUCACAGGAUUCUGAGCCAGUGCCACCCGAUAAAGGAGGAUCGGGAAACAAUGGGCAGCCUUACCUGUCGUCUCCUAGUGAAGAGUUUAGGAGCAAACGAGUUGAUUCAAUUAUUGAAGAUUUAUCAAACUCUAACUUGAGUAGUAUUGAUGCAGAAGGCAUUGGUGAAAGUAAAGAAAGGUUCAGGCAACGCCUCUGGUGCUUUCUCUUUGAGAAUCUUAAUCGGGCAGUAGAUGAACUCUACCUACUCUGUGAACUGGAAUGUGACCUGGAGCAAACACAAGAGUCUAUUCUUGUUCUUGAAGAAGCUGCAUCUGAUUUUAAAGAACUGAGUUCAAGAGUGGCGGAAUUUGAGAGACUGAAAAAAUCCAGUUCUCAUGCGACUGAUGGAACACCUCUGACCAUGAAGUCUAACCAUCGCAGACCACAUGCUCUCUCAUGGGA
This is a messenger RNA of Nicotiana tabacum (common tobacco), 1861 nucleotides long. The record is from RefSeq and is a predicted model, not a curated record. NCBI's taxonomy places the organism in Eukaryota, Viridiplantae, Streptophyta, Magnoliopsida, Solanales, Solanaceae.